UCUUUUCUUCUUCCUCAAUUUCUGCUUCAAACGCUGCAAACCGCAGCUGGGAAGUGUUAGAUCUAAAGAUCUUUGGCUUAUUUAUGAAAUUCACCCUUUAAUUUACUUUAACGUUUCAAUUUAGUACAAAAUGCUUCUAAGGAGCGCGUCCACGCCGUUAAUUAAUUCAUGGAUCCCACACUCGAAGGAGCCAUCGCCGGAGCCCGAGUCGUCGCCCCUGAUUUCCCGAACCCGAUGCGUUUCUUUCAGGGUUCCGUGUUCGGUUUCUUUCGGGUCUUACGACGAAUCGAGGCGGAGAAUGACGAGGGCGGAUUCGGAGACGGAUCUGAGGAUGACCGGCUCUGAGGCGGUCCCUAAGAUGGGAAAAGUUAAGCAAAAUAGCGGGGUAUUUGUUGAGGAAGAAGAGGAGGUGGAGAGAGAAGAAGCUGGAUUUCAGUGGCGGAGGACGGCGUCGCUCACGGUGGAGGAAGAGUGUGGAUUAAGCGGCGGUGGCGAUGGUGGUGGAUCCAGUACCGAUGAUAACGAAUGGAGCUCGUGGGAUUCGAACAACGGAAAUGAUGGUACCGAGUUGUAUUAUCAGAAAAUGAUCGAGGCUAAUCCUGGAAAUUCACUUCUCCUCGACAAUUACGCUAGAUUCUUGAAAGAGGUCCGCCGGGAUUACGUGAAAGCGGAAGAAUACUGCGGGAGGGCGAUCUUAGCAAAUCCAAAUGACGGGAAUGUUCUAUCUAUGUAUGCUGAUUUGAUCUGGGAGACUCGCAAAGAUAGUUCCAGAGCUGAAACUUACUUCGAUCAAGCUGUUAAAGCUGCCCCUGAUGACUGUUAUGUGUUAGCGUCAUAUGCACGGUUUCUUUGGGAUGCUGAGGAAGAAGAUGAUGAAGAAGAAUCAGAGCAAAGCUUUAUCAAUGGAGUUCCUUCAAUGCCUCCUCCUUUGACUGCUGCUUCUUAAGGCUCUUCUGAUAUGUUUUUUUGCCUUUCUGACUAUUGUUAAUAUUACCUCUGUGUUAAGCAGAAAUGAAGUGAGUGAGCUUUGUAGUUAUUGAGAACUCGGUUUUGAUCUACUCGUUCUUGGAAGUACCCAUCAUGUAAAAGUAAAAAAAAUAAGAUGUGAAAAUGAGUUUUCUAUUGAAAUGUUAUUGUUUCUCUCU
Hibiscus syriacus is the source of this 1145-nucleotide messenger RNA. RefSeq lists its product as uncharacterized. Gene Ontology annotation, molecular function: protein binding. The transcript has 3 exons. NCBI's taxonomy places the organism in Eukaryota, Viridiplantae, Streptophyta, Magnoliopsida, Malvales, Malvaceae. Bases 131 to 946 code for a protein of 271 amino acids. The record is from RefSeq and is a predicted model, not a curated record.